Halichondria panicea is the source of this 536-nucleotide messenger RNA. RefSeq names its product profilin-1A-like. Gene Ontology annotation, molecular function: actin monomer binding. Bases 47 to 484 code for a protein of 145 amino acids. NCBI's taxonomy places the organism in Eukaryota, Metazoa, Porifera, Demospongiae, Suberitida, Halichondriidae. The transcript has 2 exons. The record is from RefSeq and is a predicted model, not a curated record. Gene Ontology annotation, cellular component: cell cortex.
GAAGAGAGAAGGGGGGUGGGGCUCGUUGCGCUGCAAAAUAUAAACAAUGGACAUCUCUAAAGUGCCUGUGGGACCUGCCAAGCAAACCAAGAGAGCUCGAUGGCAGUCCUACGUUGAUGAUGCUCUCUUAAAGACUGGCCAGGUCAAUAAUGCAGCCAUUCAUGGUCUAGAUGGGCUCAGGUGGGCUUGCUCCACUAACUUCCAGGUUAAUGUGAAGCAAGUUAGGAAGCUCGUAGCCUUCAUACUGGGAGAGGACCCAUCACUAAGGAAAGCAGGCAUUGAGGUGGCUAAUCAGAAAUUCAUCUUCCUCAAAGCCGUGACAGGCAAGGCAGUGUACGGGAGGAAAGGCGUUGACUCAGGGAUCUGUGUAGUCAAGUCAGAGAAGGCUCUCCUCAUUGGAACAUAUGGACCAGGGGUGCAGGCAACAAACUGUAACUCUGUCAUCGAAAAAUUAGCAGAAUAUCUUAGUCAACAUGAUUUGUAAUGUGAAGGUAGUCUGUGUAUCGCCAAAUUGUCAAAUACUUUUAUCUCUCGAA